CAGACUUUUUUCAUUAGAGUUUGCUUUGGACUCUAUUUUGUUUAAAUUUAUUAUUUCUAUAUAUUCUCUAGUAGUCUUCGUUUGAAGCACGGAAAUAUCAUGCUCUUCAGCCCUUCGCUCUCGGUAGCAAUCCUGGGAGGAUUCAGCCUUAUAUCUAAUGCAUACUCUUCCCCUCUUCUACCCUCGGGCCAAUCCCUCACUAAGAGAAUAUCAUACGAUGGCUCUACUAGUAUCACACUUGCCCUAAACACGGAUUUCCCGGACCCGGCUUUCGUUCAACACACGGAUGGAUCAUGGUAUGCCUACGCAACGAACGGUAAUGGCAAAAGAAUACAAGUCGCUCAUUCGACUGAUUUCGAGUCUUGGAGUUUACUGAAUGUGGAAGCACUUCCCACAUUAUCGGGAUGGGAGAGUGAACCAGAUCACUGGGCACCUGAUGUGUUUCGAAGAUCUGACGGAAAAUACGUCAUGUACUACUCGGCCGUCGUCCAAUCGAACCCUAACCGCCACUGCAUCGGCGUCGCAAUAGCCGACAGUAACAACCCUGCGGGUCCCUACAUUCCAACCUCCACCAACCCACUCGCAUGCCCACUUGACCAGGGUGGCGCAAUCGACGCCAGCAGUUUCCAAGACUCGGACGGCACGCGCUACAUAUUGUACAAAAUUGACGGAAACAGCAUUGGCCACGGCGGGGACUGCAAUAACAGUGUUGAACCACUUGCUGCGACGCCAAUUAUGCUCCAGCGGGUGUCGGAAGAUGGGAUUACGCCUAUUGGAAAUCCAGUGCAGCUUAUCGAUCGAGACGCAUCAGAUGGCCCGUUAGUCGAAGCGCCCUCCUUGUUAAAAGCAGGUGACGGGACGUAUUUGCUAUUUUAUUCGACCCAUUGUUUUACUGAUGUCAAGUAUGAUGUGCGUGUUGCGACUGCUUCCUCUAUCACGGGGCCGUAUAAAAAGGAUGCCGUUUCGUUGUUGGCUUCCAGUGACGAGCUAUACGGACCUGGUGGUGGUACUAUUUCGAAUCAUGGGAAUAUGCUCUUUCAUGGCUGGUGCAAUGGAAACAGCGCUAGGUGUAUGUACGCUGCACAUGUCGACGUUAGCGGAGCAAGUGUUUUCGUCGAAUAG
This is a messenger RNA of Talaromyces stipitatus ATCC 10500, 1122 nucleotides long. RefSeq names its product endo-arabinase, putative. Gene Ontology annotation, molecular function: hydrolase activity, hydrolyzing O-glycosyl compounds. Lineage: Eukaryota; Fungi; Ascomycota; Eurotiomycetes; Eurotiales; Trichocomaceae. The coding region runs from base 100 to 1122 and encodes 340 amino acids. Gene Ontology annotation, biological process: carbohydrate metabolic process. The transcript has 2 exons. The record is from RefSeq and is a predicted model, not a curated record.